GAUGGCCGUUUGGUUACUUUGUUAACCUAACAGUUAAGAGGCUCACAAGGAUACUUUGCGGUAGUUAACAAUGUCUCCCACGCCGACCAAGGCCACUGGGUGUCCAGGAGCAUGCGCGGGCCUCAUCUGCCUGCCUCCGAUCUCCGAUGACAUGCAGUUGAUCUGGACUCAGGCAGAACUGACCAGCGACCUAGAUAACCACCCACAGCUUCUGCACACCUUCAGUUACUUCCCAUAUCCAAGCAUGCCAGAGAUUGUCCAUCUCAGUUUGCGUUUUGGAUUACAGAUCGGAAAGGUAAAGACCUGGUUCAUGGUGCAGCGAAUCCGGUGCUGCAUUAGCUGGUCACCAGAAGAAAUUGAGGAGACUCGUUCGCGUCUACUCUACAAUCAAGACCAGCUGCACUUCAAGCCACUGGUUGCUCUAUCAAAGAAAAGUAGUGCCUUCCAUAGCCCAGGGAAACUGGACGCUCACACUUCAAACAGCGAGUCACGGCAAGACGAUGCCCCUCCCCCACUCUUGCCCUCAACAGAUGAUGCUGCCCCAGAGGCUAAAAAGCCAAAGACAGAGUACUUGGCAUCAGAGGUGGAUCAAGAAAGAUCUAAUGUAUUUUUCCCAAAGCUUCAAAUCCAGAGCCCAGUUGGGUUCAGGAACCAUUCUGACACUUAUGGACAGCAUUCUCCAGAUUCGAACGUUUGUGCAGAGGUGCUGAAGAGCGCAGCCAGGACCCCCACUCUAAGUCACAUGUUUGGAGUUGAUGGGACCGCGGUGACCCCAGAGGCAGCACGUCUCCAAUCUGAAGAGGAACACGGUAACAGAAUGGAGACUCCAUCCUGGAAUACAGAUGGCUUGAGGUCAGCGCAGGGACAUGAGCAGGGUGGGGCUUUUAGAGAAGACGGUUCCACGCCAGUUACAAGGCGCCAAAGGAAAACCAAAGAACAGCUGGCAAUUCUAAAGUCCUUUUUUUUGAAGUGCCAGUGGGCUUGCCGUGAGGACUACAAGAAAUUGGAAGAAAUGACUGGCCUUCCAAGGCCAGAGAUUAUCCAGUGGUUUGGAGAUACCCGCUAUGCACUUAAGCACGGACAGCUUAAGUGGUUCCGGGAAAAUGCUCAGGUACUUCCCAGUUGGCUGGAUGACUCUCAGCAUCAGGUUACUCAAAAUGGUAGACAGGUUGAUCCAAAACAUGAAGAAGACUCUGGUACAGGAAUAGCAACAUCUGUGAUUGCAAACUCGGAAACAGAUUUAAAACCAACAGUUCAGCCGAUAACUGCUUCAGCGCUGCUCACUCCAGUGCUCAAAACUUUAGCUGCAUCCACUAACGUCUCAGAGCCACCUGUGGCAAAAGCUCCAGAAAAGCUAGAUGAUAAGUCGCUAGCCUCAUCAGAAACAACAAAACUAAUGUCCACAGAGGAACCUGCGCAGGAAAUGCUAGACAACUGUCCAUCUAAAAAUAAUUCACACGCAGCAGGGCAAGUAUCACCAAUAGCUUUUCAAGCAGCUCCUAAAUCUCCUUGUGGACCCUCAUCUCCCAUUCCAGCAAUGUCCCCUAAAAAGGGCUAUGCUGUUUUGGAGCGACACUGGUCGGUCCAACGUCACAUCAAAGAGGAUGACUUGCAGCUACUAGUCACAAAAUCUGGAUUGAGCAGAAAGGAAGUGAAAGACUGGUUUUGUCAUAAAAGUGAUGAACCAGCAGAAGUAGAGGUUUGCUUAGAUGAGGAGGAGGAGGAGGAUGAUGAUGCCAGAGGAGAGAUGGAAGAGGAUGAUGACGAUGUAGUUAUUCAGGACUAGUUGGGCUUUUUAAUUAUGUUUGGUAUCACAAAACAUACAAUAAACGAUCUCUGAGAUGUACAUAUAAAGCAAGCAAAGAA
This is a messenger RNA of Spea bombifrons (plains spadefoot toad), 1866 nucleotides long. It is a transcript of the gene HOMEZ, whose product is annotated as homeobox and leucine zipper encoding. The coding region runs from base 71 to 1786 and encodes 571 amino acids. Gene Ontology annotation, biological process: regulation of transcription by RNA polymerase II. Lineage: Eukaryota; Metazoa; Chordata; Amphibia; Anura; Pelobatidae. The transcript has a single exon. Gene Ontology annotation, molecular function: DNA binding; DNA-binding transcription factor activity, RNA polymerase II-specific. The record is from RefSeq and is a predicted model, not a curated record. Gene Ontology annotation, cellular component: nucleus.